Phlebotomus papatasi is the source of this 2829-nucleotide messenger RNA. RefSeq names its product acyl-CoA:lysophosphatidylglycerol acyltransferase 1-like. Bases 609 to 1799 code for a protein of 396 amino acids. Lineage: Eukaryota; Metazoa; Arthropoda; Insecta; Diptera; Psychodidae. Gene Ontology annotation, molecular function: acyltransferase activity. Gene Ontology annotation, cellular component: endomembrane system. The transcript has 7 exons. The record is from RefSeq and is a predicted model, not a curated record.
GGCGUUUGGAGUUCAGUGUCAGUUUUGUCAUUUUUUAUUGGAAAAGUGCCUCCACAAAUUGUGCAUUUAAUUUUUAUCGACAAUAGACGCAAUUUGCAGUGUUCUGUGUGUGAAAAUGCAGUGAAGAACAAUCAAUUGUGUAAGUUAAUUGUGUUAUCUGAGCAUUUCAUGUGUGUCGGGGUGCUAAAAUACAAGAGGAAAUAAUUAAUUUAUCGGAUUGAGCAUGCCGGGUGGGAGUUUGACAGAGUAGUUUUCGUCUGGGCUGCACGACUAUUUUUUUUGUUUUUUUUCUGGAAAGAGAAUCUCCUCGAAAAAUCUUUUGUGGUUACCUACGUACGGAGAAAAAUUAGAGAGAGAGAGAAAGGUGAACUGGCUCAGGUGGAAGGUGAGGCAGUGAGAGUUUGGGUCAAAUGAGAUAUGAUAGUGAUACAUCUUUGGUGCGUAUUGUACAAGUGAGGAGAGAGAAAAUACAUCAUAGAUGAAAAUUCUAGUUGAACAUCUGUCGUUGAGUAAUUAGCAUCGCGCAAAGGCACAAUAAAUAACAACAAUAAAAACGGCGUGAAAAAUUUAGCACAAAAUUUUUCGUAUUUCGGAUUGAUUCAUCAACAAUGUUGCUCAGUGAUUUUGGCAAAUUCGUAAAAUAUCCAAGAGCUGUACUACGCUUUGUUUUCAUCAUUGCAAACAAUAUUUACUGUAUACCAACGUAUGUAGUGUGGAUGGUGCUACUUUUGCCAUUGAGACGUUGUCAUCCGAAGCUUUACUAUCGGAUCGAGGGCAUUCUUUUUCACUGGCUUUUGGCUAUUGUCUCAAUGUGGUCAUAUACAGCUGGUUAUGAUAUAAUUGAAAUGGGAGACAGUAUUGAACUGUGCAAAAAUAAGAAGACACUCGUAUUGGCAAAUCAUCAGAGUACAGCCGAUGUGCCUCUCAUGAUGGCAGCUUUCAAUGCAAAAGCACAAGUUUUGCCAAAUAUCAUGUGGAUUAUGGAUCGCCUCUUCAAGUAUACGAAUUUUGGUAUUGUUAGUUUAAUACAUCAGGAUUUCUUCAUUGCGUCCGGAAAGGCAAAUCGAGAUAAAUCUGUAGAUUUGCUGAAGAAGCAUUUGGUUGAAUCAUACAUUCCGCGGGAUCGAAGGUGGAUGGUCCUAUUCCCUGAAGGGGGUUUUCUCAGGAAGCGUAGAGAAGUUAGUCAGCGUUUUGCACAGCAGAAUAAUUUGCCCAUUCUGAAACAUGUUACACUGCCUCGCGUAGGAGCCCUUAGAGCCAUAAUGGAUGUAUUUGAUAGUCAUGAGAAUAAGUGUGGCAACAAUAACAGUGGAACGAAAACAUAUGUUAAUGGUGAUAUUACACGUAGCAGCGAAAAAAAUAAUCAAGAUACCUUACGCAACAACACACCUUCAACUAGCAAUUGCAACAAAUAUUUGGAGUAUGUGUUGGAUAUAACGAUAGCAUAUCCAAAUGGUAAACCACUUGAUCUCCCAAAUAUCAUCCAUGGAAUGCGAGAUGGAUGUCAAACAUAUUUCUUCUAUAGAUUAUAUCACUAUUCAGAGAUUCCAAAAGAGAAUGAAUCUCUAACAAAGUGGUUGUAUGAUCGUUUUGUUGAGAAAGAAGCACUGCUCGAAAAUUUUUACAAGACAAAAAGCUUUACUGGAGUUGCCUCAAUGUUUGGUCCAGCUGUUGUGCACCAAGAUAUGAUUAGAUUUGUAAUAAUUAACUUAUUUUUCAUAACAUCAACAUAUUUUCAUUUGCAAAUGUUUUACACAUUUAUCGAUUACUAUCGAUUUUAUGCUCAAAAUUCUAUUUAAAAAAAAUAAGAAAAUUAUGAAGAAAUUAGCUAUUUGAGAGCAUUACACUUAGAUUUAUAAUGCAAUUAUCAUUGUCAAAUGGACAAAAAAAGUACAUAUGAUUUUUUUUCAAUGGAUCUCUUAGAAAACAUUGAAAAAAAGGACAAAAGAAACUACUAAUUUCUAAAGUUGCAAAGUUGCUACGUAAAAAAAAACAAUGAGAAAUGAGAGAUUGAAAUUGAAGAUUGUGAUAAAACAAAUGAUAGAACAGUUAAUUACCGAAUAAUCUAAUUAAAUUUAGUCAUAGUCAUGUUAAAUUGUAGUCAGAAGAUAAAGAUGAAAGCAUAAAAAAAAUGAGAAAAAAAGUUUAAUGCAAAAUGGCCAGAAUUACAUUUUUUCUAGAAAUAAUGCUAUGCGCACUUUUAAAAGUGAUUUUGAAUAAAAGAAAAAAAAACAAAAUCAAUAUUGCAGGUCAAAACUAAUACAAUAUUUCAAUGCAAUUUUUCUCGUAAAGAAAAAUACAAAAAAUUGACAAAUUUUCUUCUUCAUAUUUAAAAAGAAAAGUGAAAAGCAAAAAUGAAAAAAAAAUCUUAUAUACAUAAAAUUCUAACAUUCAAAUGCAAUUUUUAUUGUAGAAAGUUUUUACCAAAAUAAGUGUAAAAAAAAGAUGAUAAAAAAUGAGUGAUUGUAAAAUGAGAAAUAAUUCGUAUAAUCGACAUUAUACUAUUCUCUCUGAAUUUUUCGACAGCUAAAACUUAGAUAGAGAAGAUUGUCCCAGUUUCACAAACAAUUUUUACAAAGAUACAAAAUAAUAAAGUGUACAUAAUUUAAUACAUAAAAAAACUGACAUUACUCGAAGAAACCAACAGUAGCGUCAUAGCAAGUCAACGAAAAAAGAGUAAAUACUUGUAAAAAAAAAAUUGCUAAAUUAUUAUUGUAAAUAAUUCUUAAGCAAUGAAAGCAAAAGAGGUGUUUUUUUGCACCAAUUUGUGAGUGAUUUGAUUUUUAUUGUGUUUUGGAAAAACUGCAAAAAAAAAAUUUUAUAAUCAUA